This is a messenger RNA of Myxocyprinus asiaticus (Chinese sucker), 3863 nucleotides long. Its product is annotated as nuclear protein localization protein 4 homolog. Gene Ontology annotation, biological process: ubiquitin-dependent protein catabolic process. The transcript has 17 exons. Gene Ontology annotation, molecular function: ubiquitin protein ligase binding; ubiquitin binding. Gene Ontology annotation, cellular component: nucleus. Lineage: Eukaryota; Metazoa; Chordata; Actinopteri; Cypriniformes; Catostomidae. The record is from RefSeq and is a predicted model, not a curated record. The coding region runs from base 134 to 2017 and encodes 627 amino acids.
CCGGACUCAUUUAGAUGUAGCACCGGUUCUGUGAGUUUGGCAUCGCUGGACAGAUCCGAACCGUAAACAGCGACAUAUAAACACUUGAACUGUCAUUUCAGCGACACCAGGGGGGACGGUUCACCUCAUCAACAUGACAGAAAAUAUAAUCAUUCGUGUCCAGUCUCCAGAGGGAAUGAAAAAAAUCCCAUCGACAAAGCGUGAGACAGCUGCAGCGUUCCUCAAGAAGGUUGCCAAAGAGUUUGGGUUCAGUUCAAAUGGCUUCUCAGUCUACCUGAACCGGAACAAGACUGGAGAGGUCCUGUCACAGAACAAGGCCCUCAGCUUACUGAAAAUCAAGCAUGGCGAUAUGCUUUUCCUCUUCCCAUCCUCAGUUGGACCCUCCAGUGAGAAUAUGGACAUUGCUCAGCCUCACACUUCUUCUUCCUUCCCCUCCUUCCCUUCUUCCUCCUCCUCCUCCUCCUCAUCAUCUUCCAUAUCCCGCUCACACUCUGCCCCACAGAUCCCAGAAGAUGAGAUCGACCAGUAUCUGUCCAAACAGGAGGGAAAGAUCUACAGAAACAGAGACCCACAGCUGUGCCGGCAUGGUCCCAUGGGGAAAUGUGUGCACUGCGUACCUUUGGAGCCUUUUGAUGAAGACUAUCUAAACCACCUUGACCCGCCAGUCAAGCACAUGUCCUUCCAUGCCUACAUACGGAAACUCACUGGCGGUGCAGACAAGGGGAAGUUUGUUGCACUUGAGAACAUUAGCUGUAAGAUUAAAUCUGGCUGUGAGGGACAUCCACCCUGGCCAGAGGGCAUCUGUACCAAGUGCCAGCCCAGCGCCAUCACCCUCAAUAGACAGAAAUAUCGACACGUGGACAACAUAAUGUUCGAGAACCACACCAUUGCUGACCGAUUUCUCGAUUUCUGGAGAAAGACGGGUAACCAGCGGAUGGGUUACCUUUAUGGUCGCUACACAGAGCACAAAGACAUCCCUCUUGGUAUCCGUGCAGAGGUGGCUGCCAUUUAUGAACCACCCCAGAUUGGAACCCAGAACAGUCUUGAGCUGAUUGAGGAUCCAAAGGCUGAAGCAGUUGAGGAAAUUGCUGCCAAAUUGGGCCUACGGAAGGUGGGGUGGAUUUUCACAGAUCUACUGUCAGAGGACACCAGGAUAGGCACUGUCCGCUACAGCAGAAACAAGGACUCCCACUUUCUGAGUGCAGAGGAGUGCAUCACAGCUGGACACUUCCAGAACCAACAUGCCAACCCAUGUCGGCUUUCCCCAGAUGGCCAUUUUGGAUCCAAGUUUGUUACAGUGGUUGCAACAGGUGGUCCUGAUAACCAGGUUCACUUUGAAGGGUACCAGGUGUCCAAUCAGUGCAUGGCUCUGGUGAGGGAUGAAUGUCUACUGCCCUGCAGAGAUGCUCCUGAACUGGGCUAUGCCAAAGAAUCCAGCACAGAGCAGUAUGUCCCUGAUGUCUUUUAUAAGGAUAAAGACAAAUUCGGCAAUGACAUCACAUAUUUAGCUCGACCGCUACCAGUGGAGUACUUGAUCAUUAAUAUCACAACCACUUUCCCAAAAGACCCAGUGUUCACGUUCUCCUCCACUCUCCGCUUCCCCAUCGAAAACAGAGACGCUCUGGGAGAGACUCAGGACUUCCACAGUUUAGCAACAUAUCUUUCCCAGUGUUCUUCCUCCACAACCUUCCUGGACAUCGUCUCAGACUUCCACCUGCUCCUCUUUCUUGUCACAAAUGAGGUCAUGCCCUUGCAGGACAGUAUUGGGCUUCUGCUGGAUGCAGUGAAGACAUCCAAUGAGGAACUGGCUCAGACCUGGAAGAAAUCCGAGCAGUGGGCCACCAUUGAGCAGCUCUGCAGCACAGUGGGCGGGCAGCCAUCUGGAUCUCUGGAUUAUGCCAUGGGUGGGCCAGCUGUCCCACAAUCCUCUUCGGCCAUGUGGUCCUGCCUCCACUGCACCUUUAUGAACCAGCCUGGCACUGAGCACUGUGAGAUGUGUAGUUUGCCUCGAAGCUAAAAAAAAAUCCUUCAGAUUCGGGCUGCACCACUCAUCCCACCGGGAACAGCAGUGAGAGAGUACUUUCCUGUAUUCCUGCCGUUUUAGUAUGCCUAAUCCUUAACUCCUCCCAUCCCUCACUGACUGUGUUGGAUCUAAAUGCCGAUGCCGGCAUGUGCUCGAAUAUGCGGCCAAUCAAAUGCGUGAGCUGCAUCAUUUCGAUGAUUGGUGGCUGAAGACGAUGGGUUGUACCCAUGUAGCACUCUCUGUGUGAGACCAGUGUAUUCUGGGACUUUUAUUUUGGUAAAGCAACUGGGCAAAGCUCCUUCCACACAACUCAUCUCCCUUUGCGGUCCAAUGUAACUUUUUGGCACCAUUGGUGAAACAUUAUAAAUUUUUCUGAUAUUAAACUAACACACACACCCCCCCCCCACACACACACACACACACACCAACUCCCACUGAGGAUGUUGUGUAAAUAAUAAACAGAGAUGGAAUAAUACUGUUAUUUAAUUUCAAAUGAAGGUUUUUUGACGCUAGUUGUAUGUUGAGAGAAAUCCAGUUCAAUCCCAUUUUCAGGAAAAGUGUUCGGCCUGUUUGCUUGCACACCAAAACUUGUACAGUGAACACUGUACUGAUCUAUUCACAUCGCCCUGAUUGCUUUGAUCCUCAACAGUAGUAUUGCACAUUCAGAACACUUUCUUAAUGUGCAUUCUAUUUUCUCAUCAUUUUUCAUAAUUCACUUUUGAUUGGUGGUGAGUAUUUUUGAGGUAGUUCUAAAUGCUUGGUGGUUAAAUUGAAGUCUGAAUGUUUGGUUUUGCCGCAGAUCCAGAGAGCAGUUCCAUUUCCUCAAGAUUGUAGUUUGACAUUUGACCUCAGAAGGCUUAAGAGGCUAUGCUUUGAAUGUGGAAUGGUUUAUGUUUGCUUUGCUAAAACUGUAGCCACUCAGCUUUGCUUCUGGUACCCUUUUCUGUACCAUUUCACUGCCAUCCCCCUUUCAUCAUCCAUUUCCCAUUCCAUCCUCCCUUGCGCAAGUUAAAUUAUUAUUAUUAUUAUUUUAUUUUUUUCAAUUUUCAGCCCAUAGGAGCCUGUGUCAUUGCAUCUUCAAAGGGUUUUGUCUGAGCCAUCUCUGAAAAUGCUCACUCCCCACCUGUCGGCCCAUUGUUUCUCACACCUGGCUGAGAAAGAGGUUGAUUGAUAGGGAAUGAACAGAACAACAGAUAUAAAAUGACAGUUUGAAACUUGAGUCUACUUAAUUGACACAUUUGCCUUGGAUUUAAUUAAUUUCUGAAAAAGAAGCAACUAUUUUGUUAACCAGCCUCAUAGAUCUUUCUCGGUGCAGAUUGGUUAGUAGAGGUCAACAAAUGAAUUUUUCUCUAGACAAGAACGGUCACCUUUUGAAAUUUUUAUUUGGUCCAGAUUUGAAGCAUUUUAGAAACCAGCCCAAAAAUGCAAUCCCUUAAAUAUGCAUUCAGGAAAAUGUCAGCCCUCUGAAAUUAAGUGAUCUAGAUGUUUACAUCGCAGUGUUUUAUUGCAUUAUAUUUUGUAGGGUUUCCUGGUUCUCAGAUUCACCCAUAAUUUCUGUCUCUGACAUUUUAAAAAAUGCAAUCUAGUUCACUUAAAGGGAGUUACGCUGAUCAAAAUCACAUUGUUCUCUUAAUCUGGGUUUUGUUCUAAAAAGUUGAGAUGACUUGCGUUUUGGAUUGAGGCUAUAAAAGUAUAUAUUUUCCCUGAGCUGCAGAUGACUGUGCUUACACUUUGUUGUCACAAAGUGCAAGAAAAGAUGCCCUGACUUCUGUGCUGUCAACUGGUUUUGGAGUUUUAAAUACAGAGAGAAUAGUUCAACAAUAAAACUGAUUCCUUUGGA